AUGUCAUCCCUCUUGAAUGGGAUGGCUGCUGGCCUACUUCUAUCCGCCACGGUAGUCUCCGGACAUGGAAACUCCAGGCUGGGUGCCAGUCCAAGCUACCAAGGGUUUAACAACAUGUGCCCUGAGCGAUGCAUCAUCACGGGAGCCAAACCCUCUAACUGGUCAACCUACCAGGAUCUCAACCAGCUUGCAAACUGCCACCAGAGCAUGUUUUACAGCUUCAAUCUGUACGAUGAUGUCGACGAUACCGAUUCCCACCACCGCAUCUUCGCUUGUACAACAUAUGGCAAUGAUUGGAACGAUGACUCGCUGGCCAAUUUACGUCUGUCGCAACCUGUGACCGAGCAAAAGGUUAACUAUGAGAUCGGCUGGUCAUCUUAUUCGGAGGGAACUGAGUCCGAGUACCGCUCUUUGAUCAAACAGAUGCGUGAUUAUAUUGCACGUGGGCAUGUUUCUCUCAGCAAUACUGGUAUGGUGUAUGCCCAGCUUGGAGGCAGUUCAGCUGGUAUCUAUAUCGGCAAUAGCCUGCAGAGCAAAGACAUCAGUGACAUGGCAUUGGAAUCCCUUAUUGAAGACUCCCAUGAUUUUGAUGGACAUCGAGAAAGUUUGGCCAUACAGCUCUGCGGGCCACACUUUGACUCUCAGCACAUCUUCGGAUUCAUGGCUCUGAGCAAUGGCUCCUUCAGAAACAUCCAAUCUGCUUUUGAAUCGUGGUCCAAUGCCGAGUGCCUUGAGUUCGAACACAGUACAAACUUCACGGCCAGCACUCACUUCACAUCGCCUAUGCUUUCCUCCAUCAAGCUUGAAAAUGCAACUACAAGCAGCAUCCAAGCCUCUCGCGCUUCUUUACCCACCGAGUCUUCGGCACCGCGGAUGGGGAACUCUCUAUCAUCUAGAGGGGAGUGCCGAACACAGACGGCCCAGUCAGGUGAUAGCUGUGCUACAAUGGCCACAAAGUGUGGCAUUCACAGUGCUGACAUCCUACGAUACAACCCUACACAGGGAUUCUGCUCGAAGCUGACGCCUGGUCAGCAAGUCUGCUGCUCCUCUCGUACACAUCAGCACAAGAGGAAUCGGCUUUCACACAAAGAUGAAUGCAAAACGGAAAAGGUUCGGAAGGAUGACAGCUGUGCCGCGCUUGCUACUCGGUGUAAGAUAUCUGGCGCUGACUUCACCAAAUACAACUCGGCGAAAGGAUUUUGCUCGAACCUGAAGGCUGGUCAGCAUGUCUGCUGCUCUUCUGGUAAACUCCCAGAUUUCAGCCCGAAGCCAAACAAAGACGGGAGCUGUGCUACAACCACGGUUGGGGAUGGUGAAAGCUGUUCGACUAUUGCCGCUGCCAAUGGUCUCACGGAGAAAGAUAUCGAUGGUUUCAACAAGAAGACUUGGGGCUGGACUGGAUGCAAGAAUAUCUUCAAGGAUUCUGUCAUCUGUAUCAGCAAGGGCUCUCCGCCCAUGCCUGCUGAAGUUUCUGACGCCAAGUGUGGUCCCCAGGUUCCAGGUACAAAACCCCCAAAGGACAUGGACAAGCUCGCCGAUCUGAACCCAUGCCCACUCAAUGCCUGCUGCAACACCUUCGGCCACUGUGGAACCACAGCACAGUUCUGUACGGAUACUAACACCGGCGCCCCUGGUACGGCCAAGGCCGGGACCAACGGUUGCAUCUCACACUGUGGCAGCAAGAUCGUGAAAGGAAACCCCCCCUCCGAGUUCCGAAGCAUCGGAUACUUUGAGGGUUACCAAUUCAAGCGUAAUUGCUUGUAUCAAGAUGCGUCGCAGAUCGAUCAUUCAAAGUACACUCACUUGCAUUUUGGUUUUGCUGAUAUUUCUGAUGACUAUGAAAUCAGCAUCGACGACAAGUCAACAUACUAUCAGUUCUAUAAUUUCCAAGAGAUCUCUGGCCCUAAGAAGAUUGUCGGCUUUGGUGGCUGGGACUUUUCCACGCAGGAAUCUACGUAUCAGAUUUUCCGCAAGGGAACCAACGCAGCUAACCGCAAGACGCUUGCUACCAACAUUGCGAAGUUCGUGAACAAACAUGGCCUUGAUGGUGUGGAUAUUGAUUGGGAAUACCCAAGUGCACCUGAUAUUCCUGGAGUUCCGUCGGGUGACAAAAGUGAAGGAUCGAACUAUCUCGCCUUCCUGGUUGUUCUGAAAGAUCUUCUUGGGGAUAAGUCUCUUUCAAUCGCCGCUCCUGCUUCAUACUGGUAUCUCAAGGGAUUCCCUAUCGCCAAGAUCAGUAAGGUUGUUGACUACAUUGUUUUCAUGACUUAUGAUUUGCACGGUCAGUGGGAUGCAGGGAAUCCCAAUGCUCAGCCAGGUUGUGACGAUGGAAGCUGUCUGCGAAGCCACGUCAAUCUGACAGAGACCAGAGAAUCCCUUUCUUUAAUCACCAAGGCUGGUGUGGACUCUGGUAAGGUGGUUGUCGGGGUCACCAGCUAUGGAAGAUCCUUCAGAAUGGCCGAUGCGGACUGUGACGGUCCACUGUGCAAAUUUACUGGAACCCGCCUGAGUUCCAAUGCUGACAAGGCCGACUGCACAGAUACCGCGGGCUAUAUUUCCAACGCCGAAAUCAAUCAAAUCCUCAAGCACAACUCAUCCCGCGUCAACAAGCACUAUAUUGACGCCAAGAGCAACAGCAACAUCAUGGUUUACGAUGACACAAAUUGGGUGGCUUAUAUGAGUCCCGAAGUCAGGGCCCAACGCUCCAAGAUGUAUGAGUCCUUCGGUAUGGGCGGCACAGUCAAUUGGGCAACCGACUUGGAACAAUUCAACGACCCCCCUGACGGAUUUGACGACUGGAAUGGCAUGAUCCUUGAAGCAAAAUCCGGGGUGAUCACGCCUAAAGGUGCUGGUACCCGCACUGGCAACUGGACCAAGAUCGGCUGCGACAGCGAAUACAUAACCCAAGAUGCAUUUUGGUCUACCUCGACUCGCUGGAAGCGACUUGAUGCAGCUCAUGCGUGGAGUGACGUGAUCGCAGAUUGGAAGGCCUACAGACCCAAGGAUCAUGCCGACAAAAGAAACAGCUUCUCUGAAUAUGUAACGCAUCACCUCUUGGGAGGACCUGAGGGCGUGGAAUGCGGUAGCAUUGGCGCUUCUAGCAACUGCAGACAAUCUACCAGCUGUAGCAAGCUCACAGCAACUGCCAAGUGGGGUGCUGCGGCGGAACUCAUCUUCAAUUCCCUUGUCAAUAUCAACACGAUGUAUGUUGAGUUCAGGGAGGCCCUUAUUGCUGACGCUGCACUUGUCAUUGACAACACUCUUCCUGACUUGGAGAACACAUUUGCCCCUGUUCCUCCGAAGCAGGAUGAUUCUUGGUUGAACACUCUAUUGGGUCUCCUUGCCUUGGGUGUGCCAAUGGUUGGAGGGAAAUUCUUCGAUGACGGUAAUCCUCCAAAUCUCCUGUUUUUGAGUUCAUUCCUGGCUUGCUCACACAUCAUUAUAGUUCUCGCUCACAUACCAGCUAUGACCGCCAAGAGCGCAACGUCGAAGGACCACUACAAGGGUGUAUUCAACGCUAUUCUCACCGGUCCCGUCACGAUCGGCACGAACAUGAAGCCUAGCAAUGUACCGGAGGACUGGGACAUCAAAAAGCAAGCCAAAUUCUCCAAAUACAUGGGUCAGAGCAUGGAUGGAUGGAAAGUGGUCUUCACAGAGGAUCUCGAGAACCUGUUUGACGGAUCUGACAAGUCUAUUGAAAGGCUCACCACAAUGAUUUCCGACGCAGGUAUGCUUCACGGCAUUCCAGAAGACAUCCCCUACCCCGAUAAGAUCAAACGCAAGGAACCAGACGACAAGAAAGAAAUCAUUGCGACAAAAUCUCAGAUCGAUGCCGUGGAAACUGGUUUCCUCACUACUUUCUGGGCAUAUGCCAUUCCCGCUGUUUGGCAGGCCUCGGGCCAUCAUCCUUUCAUCAUUGACACUGGUCGAAGCUGCGAUGACAAGCAUAGUGACAAGUACACCAAGGACUUAAAAUCGGCAUGCUUUGAAAAACGACUGUACCAAUUAGCUGAUCCUGUUGGAAAAUCACACCCUUGCAGCAAGAAUUGUGGGUUCCCUGGGGGCUGCACGUGUCCCGACACUGACUUCUCUUCGCCCAAGGGCGUGGGGGAGCUCGAUGGCAAGACCUGGAAUGGUCUCAAGGUCGACGAUAUAAUUAUCGGAUCUGUCAAAACAUACAAGCAGAACGGCAACGAGAACGGUGGAGGUAAGGCUGAUGCCACGAAUUCUGGUACAUUCGACGCCCUCAAGAAAUUGGAUGUCACAACUCCUGGGUUCAUGCGCCUCCCCGUAUGCAGCGAGACUCUGGCCCGCAAAUCGUGGGAAAAUUCCGACAAGACCGACGCGACCAGAGACAGAGAGGGCUUCCCGUGCAACAUUGACAAUGGCAAGGCUUACUGCGCCACAUCGAAGUCAACCUAUAUCAAGGAGACUUCUGGUGGAUCGCCCCUGAUCGAUGAUUGUCUUGCCCUUGUCAACAAGAUUCAAGGAACCAGUAAGUACUGGGACAAGCCGAUCGAGAGACAGUUUGGGAUUGUCAGUUCUGGUACAUGCACUUUCGGCAUUGAGGGCAAAGGACGUAAAGGCAAUGCCAACGAGCAAGUCGGGGCCCAGGACGUCGUUGAUAUCAUCCGGUAUGCUGUGAAGCACUGGGGUAAGGGAAACACCAGAAUGGGUGGCAGAGGAUCCAUGCAGUGCGAGGGGAACAUCAAGAAGCAGAAGGUGAAUUGGGCUAUAUACAAGAAAUAG
Messenger RNA from Penicillium salamii, 4749 nucleotides. NCBI's taxonomy places the organism in Eukaryota, Fungi, Ascomycota, Eurotiomycetes, Eurotiales, Aspergillaceae. The record is from the annotation of a GenBank genome assembly.